CCUUCCUAUUUAACAAGCUAGCCAGCCCACGCUCUUUGCACCUCAGCAAGGGAAGCACCACUACACACGCUAGAAAAGGCGAUGGCUACGACGACGACACUCCUCCUCGCCGCCGCGGCUCUCUUGGUGGCCUCCUGCAGCGCGUGGGAGGUCAACAUCCGCAUGCCGACCUCGCUGGACGAGGCCGUGGUGGCGCCGCUGAUCCAUGCGCUGCGGCCGCUGCUGGGCUCCGGCAAGCACGCCGGAGUGGCGUGCGACAGCUGGGUGCUGGGCGUGGAGGCGCACAACGUGCGGGACUGGAAGACGGUGCCCGCCAGCUGCGAGGGCUACGUCGGCCACUACAUGCUCGGCAGCCACUACCGCCGGGACUCCAAGGUCGUCGUCGACCAGGCCAUCGCCUACGUCGACUCCCUCAAGCUCGCCGGCAACGGCAAGGAGGCGUGGGUCUUCGACAUUGACGAGACAACCCUCUCCAACCUCCCCUACUACGCCAAGCACGGCUUCGGAGCUACACCGUUCAACGCGACGAGCUUCGACGCAUAUGUGCGGGAGGGGAGCGCGCCGUCACUGCCGGAGACGAAGAGGCUGUACAACAAGCUACUCUCGGUCGGUGUCAAGCCGGUGUUCCUCACCGGCCGGACCGAGGACAAAAGGGCCAUCACCGUCACCAACCUCCGCCGCCAGGGCAUCUCCGGGUGGAUGAACCUGCUGCUGAAGCAGCCCGGCUUCAAGGGCUCUGCAGUGACCUACAAGUCCGGCGAGAGGCAGAAGCUGCGGGAUGCCGGGUACGUCAUCAUCGGUAACAUCGGCGACCAAUGGAGCGACAUCCUUGGCGUGCUUGAGGGCGCCCGCACUUUCAAGCUGCCCGACCCCAUGUACUACAUCGGCUAGGCCACUCCGGCUUGGGCAUGCCGCCAUUGAGUUCUCGAAUAAGCUGGACGCUCUUAGUUAUAUGCAUGUUUAGUCAAUAAUCCCUCCCCAGUUGUUGCUUGGUUCAUUUCCAUUGUUGAGAACUUGAGAUUAAUUGCCAUUAUAGGAUGUGUUCAUGGAGAAGUUGCAUGUUGCUUAAUCUAUGGAUCCACGGUCCACUAUUUUUCUUCUUGCGAGAAAUUCAUGGGCUAUUCUUGUUUGA
Triticum urartu is the source of this 1132-nucleotide messenger RNA. RefSeq names its product stem 28 kDa glycoprotein. NCBI's taxonomy places the organism in Eukaryota, Viridiplantae, Streptophyta, Magnoliopsida, Poales, Poaceae. Gene Ontology annotation, molecular function: acid phosphatase activity. The record is from RefSeq and is a predicted model, not a curated record.